This is a messenger RNA of Trichoderma atroviride IMI 206040, 943 nucleotides long. The record is from RefSeq and is a predicted model, not a curated record. Lineage: Eukaryota; Fungi; Ascomycota; Sordariomycetes; Hypocreales; Hypocreaceae.
AGAGAGAAAAAUGGUCAAGUUCAAAUUCAAUAUAGAGAAAAAAAGGGAUCUCUGCAAAAAAGGAAAAAGAAACUUUCUCUCUUUUUCAUCCCUACUAUCCUACAUUUUGUCCAAGCCAAAAACUUUCCGCGCAUACUCAUAGAUUACCUAUCCAGGGCAUUGUGCCUUUGUUCUUUGUUCAACAGCAAAGUAAUGAUAUAUGGACAAAGAAUGAACAAAAUGCACAACGAAACAGGAUCCCCAUCAUCGGGUAUCGUUCAUACUGCUUUUUGCACCAGGCUGCGGAAUGAAAAGAGAAGAAGAAAAAAGAAGAAGAAAAACAACAAAUCGUAGUCGCCAUUUCCGUGGUUUCCAACAAAACUGGUCUCGAGAGUCCAAUCUUAGGAGACCUCGUACAGGAGAUGAAAAAAAAAAUAGACAUCAAAAAAGGAUUGGGGGGAAUCAAAAGUCAUUUGCGUAUCAAAAAAAGAAGAAUGAAGAAGACAAAGGGAAAAAAUCCAUCACGCCAGCUAACCCAAUUUUCCUCAACCGGGGACAGCAAUGCUUUUUUUUAGCCAGAGGCGAGAAGGAAACACGCUUUAGAGGCAGAUCAACAGCAAGAGAUAGCUCAGCAGCAUGUGGGAAGAUGGCAGUUGGCCUCGUCUAUCAUCCAAUGCAGGCCCUGACAUUGCAACAUCUCCGGAUUAUUUGUUGUUGGUCCUUUUUUAUGUUCGGCAAUGCAAAGGGAAAGAGUUUGAUAUCGACAACGCCCCUUGCACAAUCUCGGAAGCCAAAAGCUUGUCUCACCAACAGAACCGAGACAUGGGAAGGGAUGCUGAUGCUCGCCAGCUAACUGAAAGCGGAAAUUAAGGCAAAUGGGAACUAGGAGCAUAGUAGUGCUUGUAUAUGAGAGAAAUCGCAACAAAGAGAGAGUGCCAGAUUCGCUUGACAAGAUUAUGACAGG